CCCGGACGUAAUUUACAGAAACUCAGGCUGCCAGCUGAUUCGAGCUGUGUAGACGUGUACUAGUUAUCAUCCAUCGCUUGUAAUCUUUCUUUAAUUGUUAAGGCUUUGCAAUCUAGGCAUUUUACAUUUGAACAACGGAGUAGCUAGUGUGCCUUAUUCCUUAUAGAAACAUGACCUCAGUCGAAGAACUGAAGCUACGAGUGAGGGAGCUGGAGAAUGAGUUGAUCAAGUGUAAGCAAAAGCGAUGUACGGCGAUGUGUGCCGAGGAACCUGCUGACAACAACCAACCUCAUCACAGACCAAGGAUCGACCAAAUGAGUGCUGAAGUAGUAGAUUCAAACCCUUACAGUCGUCUGAUGGCUUUGAAGCGAAUGGGCAUUGUUGAAGAUUAUGAGAAAAUCCGGACGUUCACUGUAGCUGUGGUGGGUGUUGGAGGAGUUGGAAGCGUGACUGCAGAAAUGCUCACAAGAUGUGGCAUUGGUAAGCUCAUCCUGUUUGACUAUGACAAAGUGGAGCUGGCCAAUAUGAACAGGCUGUUCUUCCAGCCUCACCAGGCUGGCCUCAGCAAAGUAGAGGCAGCGGAACACACACUCAGGACUAUCAACCCAGAUGUGCAGUUUGAGACCCACAACGAUAACAUCACCACCAUGGACAAUUUUGCACAUUUCAUGGAUCGCAUAAGUCAUGGGGCGCUUCAAGAAGGAAAGGCUGUGGACCUGGUCCUGAGUUGUGUGGACAACUUUGAGGCCCGGAUGGCCAUCAACACAGCGUGUAACGAGCUGGGUCAGAUCUGGAUGGAGUCAGGUGUGAGUGAGAACGCUGUGUCUGGACAUAUCCAGCUCAUCAUCCCUGGGGAGACGGCCUGCUUCGCAUGUGCUCCUCCCCUGGUGGUGGCGGCCAACAUUGAUGAGAAGACCCUGAAGAGGGAGGGGGUGUGUGCUGCCAGCCUACCCACCACCAUGGGCGUGGUGGCAGGGAUCCUGGUCCAAAACGUCCUCAAGUACCUGUUGAAGUUUGGCACAGUCAGCCACUACCUGGGCUACAAUGCUAUGCAGGACUUCUUCCCAACUAUGGCCAUGAAGGCCAACCCCACUUGUGAUGACCGCCACUGCAGGAAACAGCAGGAGGACUAUAAGAAAAAAGAGGCAGAGCGGCCGAAAAAGGUUGCAGAGGAGGCGGUAGAGGCGGCGGUGGUUCACGAGGAGAACGACUGGGGUAUUGAACUUGUGUCGGAGCAGACAGACGAGGAACUCAAGGCCGCCUCAGGCCCAGUCCCUGACCUCCCAGAGGGCAUCACUGUGGCCUACACCAUCCCUGAGAAGGAGACAGGGGCAUCAGGAGGGGAGACGGUGGAGGAAACGGAACAGAGUCUAGAGGAGCUGAUGGCUCAGAUGAGGAAGAUGUAACUAGGACCAGACAAUCAUCGUUAUCAUCGUCAUGCAUCGCUUAUCUCAGCAACAUCGCAGUGAACCUACACAGCAAAUUGGCCAGUGUUACCUAGUGUUGAUAUUUCAGUGUAACAUUUCUGUUGAUUCAGGAGUUAAAUUAACUCAGUUUUAAAUUAACACUCAGUUGUGUAAAAUAACCCCAGUGUUGGUAUUAAUAACCAAAUGCUGGAUAUCCCCACUCUGGCUGGAUUCCAAUAGGAAUUACACAUAACUUUGCAAGCCAGCAUAAUGUGACUUGCAGGUCUGAUGUGGCCUGUAAACCAUGAGUUUCAGGCCACUGUAUUAGAGUAAAACUAGGCCCACAAAAUAAGGCCUUUUGAAAUACGUUUUGUAUUGGCCUAAAUUAAAUUUGCAUGAUAACAUAUUCGCUCAGGAUCUCACUUGGUGAAGGCCACAAGACUGAAAAUUAAUUAAUGCAACAAUCAUGUCUCUGUCACUAACAAAUAGUCAUGGGUGGUAACUCUACAGUUCACUCGGAAGGCAAGGCAUCCUGCGAAAUAUGCAAACAAGGCUUUACAGUAAGCAGUGUUUUAAUUUAACACUGAAAGGUGUGGACCCAUAUAGACACUGGAACAGUUACAUUUAACACUGUGUUGAUUUAACACUGGAUAAUUUGCUGUGUACCACCUUUAAUAACUAAGCAUUGACACCACACAAAGCUCCAUUGCAGGAGGUAUACUGUAUCUUACUGUCUCUCCAUGUUCUAAAAUAGAGUGAGUUCUUUCUUACCCACUAACGCUACUACAGUAUCAAUACUCCUUCAUGCAAGUGCUUCUGCUCCGUCACAAAGCAAAUGCAAUGCAUGGUUAAUGACUUUAAGUGCUGCUGUUGAGAAUUAUCUUCAUAUUCCCUAAGGGUAGGAAUUUACUAGUGUAAGCCCAUUCAGUAUGGAAGCAUAUAGCUGUCAAUUCAAUUUGAAUUUCAGCAUCAGCAACUGGCAGUUGAAAUAACCUAUCCUAAAAUCGUAUGUAAUUCUCUUAAAUUAUCUUUUUGAUGUAAUGGACCAGGUACAUACAGAUGUUAGCAGUAUAAUGAAUUAUGCUUGUGUGUCAGCUGUUGACUGAGAGGAACGAUUGUAACACUCGAAAUUGAAGAAGUGGAUAAAGGGCUGUAUUCAAUCCAUAUCGCGGAAGUUCAGCAUUACAGCGUGAUUUAAAUUUAAAGGCAAUAUUCCCGCAUUAGUGGAGACUGCAUUCACAGUAAAUGCUGCGUAUGUCGGCUCAAUCGGAAAUUACCUUAACAUUUCUAUCACACAAUCUGUAACGCUUCAGCGGUACAGAUUGAAUAAAGCCCUAAGCCUCUGACCAACUACUACUACUUUAUAGAAUUCUUAUUAAUGAAUUAAAUUGGAUUGUUAAUGCAUUUCCCACCUUCUUCUAAAACAUUUUGAAUGAUAGUGAAUGAGGCCCAACAUUUCUCUGCAUGACAAACCUGCCUUUACUGUAUCUGCGCCCUGUCCAGCUUUGGUCCAUACCGCGACGACAACAAGUGGGCUCUGCAUUCAUUGUUGUAGUGGCGCGAUGGACCAGUGCUACUCCAUGUCAUGCUCUCAGCUGUUUAAACUGAUAUACCUGUAACCAAAACGUUCUCUGCUGAAACUGUACUGACUGACUCUGUACACACCUUGUUUCAAUAAAGUAUUUAUUAGCCAGAAUACA
This is a messenger RNA of Coregonus clupeaformis (lake whitefish), 3106 nucleotides long. RefSeq names its product ubiquitin-like modifier-activating enzyme 5. The record is from RefSeq and is a predicted model, not a curated record. Bases 171 to 1406 code for a protein of 411 amino acids. Gene Ontology annotation, cellular component: cytoplasm; cytosol. Gene Ontology annotation, biological process: protein ufmylation. Lineage: Eukaryota; Metazoa; Chordata; Actinopteri; Salmoniformes; Salmonidae. Gene Ontology annotation, molecular function: UFM1 activating enzyme activity. The transcript is spliced from 12 exons.